This is a messenger RNA of Fusarium sp. VM40, 177 nucleotides long. The record is from the annotation of a GenBank genome assembly. NCBI's taxonomy places the organism in Eukaryota, Fungi, Ascomycota, Sordariomycetes, Hypocreales, Nectriaceae.
AUGGAUAUAAAACCACCAUCAGCCAAUUUCCAGUCUUAUCCUCAUCAUGCGCUCUUUAUCGACUUACUGGAGAACCCAGGCUUGCAAGCACCGGCGAGUGCGGAGUCGGCAACAAGACGCCCGAUGGCCACUAGCAAGACCUUGGAUCGCAUCCAGGGCAACGAUGAGAAUGCGUAA